Eutrema salsugineum is the source of this 405-nucleotide messenger RNA. Its product is annotated as heavy metal-associated isoprenylated plant protein 19. Gene Ontology annotation, molecular function: metal ion binding. NCBI's taxonomy places the organism in Eukaryota, Viridiplantae, Streptophyta, Magnoliopsida, Brassicales, Brassicaceae. The record is from RefSeq and is a predicted model, not a curated record. The transcript has 3 exons. Bases 1 to 405 code for a protein of 134 amino acids.
AUGACGAAAGAAAAGAAAAAGGAUAAUGUCAGAUAUAUGGAAGUCGAAUUCAAUAUAUCGAUGCAUUGCAACGAAUGCGAGAGAAAAAUCGCUCGAGUUAUUUCCAAAUACAAAGGUGUGGAAACAUUUGUGACGGAUAUGAAUAGUCACAAGGUUGUGGUAAAGGGUAAGAUUGAUCCGAAGAAGUUGAUGAAGAAACUAAAGAAGAAGACAGGCAAAAGAGUGAAGAUUGUAGUGAACGAAGAGAAAGAUGAAGAAUCUAGUAAGGACGAGGAUGUUCUCGAGAUAGAUAUGGAACUGAUCGGUUUUGGGGAUGAGUCGGUUUUCGGGUAUAAUGAUAAGGAGUUAGAGAAAUUUAUGUGGUUUAGCGACGAGAAUCCAAAAGCCAUAUGUUGUAUCUCUUAA